UCGGUGCUGUUUACUUACUAUCUGUGUCGCCGUAUAUAAUCCCGAGUGUGAGCGCGGAGCCUCCUCAGAGGAUGGAGAAUGGAAAAGGAGGCGUAGGAAGCGAGCAUUUUUCAAGAACCAAGUUUUAAACGGAAUAAAACUGAGGAGUUUUUGGGAGAGACGUCACGGCGGCUUGUCGAAUGCUGGGGAGGAUGAUGAAACUAGCAUGAUUUUGACAACCACGACAUAAGCACUAUUUUCCCAACAAUUUUACUACUAUUAUUUGGCAACCAAAAGACAAUUUGGCUCUCCAGUGAUGGACUCUCAACACUGAGGCUGCCUCUUCGUCCGAGUCCCUCAUGGCCCUCGUUCAUGAACCACGUGCCCCUUCCCCAUCUCUCUCUGGCUUCAACACCCCCCUCUCUGACCCCCCGUCCUUCCGCCGGCUCGAUGCCGAAACACCUUGUACCCCUGAAAUGGACCUGACGCCGACCCAGUGCGUUCUUCGUAACGUCCUCUCCAUAGACACGGGGGGCACAGUGGAGCCAGGCGGUGGCAGUGGUGGAGGAAGAGGCGGGGACGGGCAGACGCCGGGGCAUAACCAGCCGACAGGCGAAGAACAACAGGAGCACUUUGCCAACAGUGUCCUCAAGCUCCACGACCAUGACGGCAGUCCCACAAGGACAGAGGGAGAGGGGACGGGGACGGACGCUGGCAACGCGGUCCGGAGCGAUGCGGACAACGCCAGACUGCAGUGCCAGUCUACUGGAGGGGGAGGAGGCUUUCUGGAGGGCUUGUUUGGCUGUCUGCGACCUGUCUGGACUAUGAUCGGGAAGGCGUACUCCACGGAACACAAGCAUGACUUGGACGAAGCAUGGGAAGUCCCUUUCGAGGAGAUAUCGGACCUGCAGUGGGUCGGCAGCGGGGCCCAGGGUGCCGUCUUUCUGGGCAAAUUGCACGGACAGGAAGUGGCCGUGAAGAAAGUGCGAAACAUAAAAGAGACAGACAUCAAGCACCUUCGCAAGCUCAAACACCCCAACAUCAUCACCUUCAAAGGUAUCUGCACCCAGGCUCCAUGCUACUGCAUCAUCAUGGAGUACUGUGCCCAGGGCCAGCUCUACGAGGUGCUGAGAGCGGGCAGGAAGAUCACCCCAUCGCUCCUGAUGGACUGGGCUAUGGGCGUCGCUGGCGGGAUGAAUUACCUUCACCUCCACAAAAUCAUCCACCGAGACCUUAAAUCACCAAAUAUUCUUAUCACCUACGAUGAUGCAGUGAAGAUCUCAGAUUUCGGCACGUCCAAGGAACUGAGCGACAAAAGCACCAAGAUGUCCUUUGCCGGUACGGUGGCCUGGAUGGCCCCUGAGGUCAUACGGAAUGAGCCUGUCUCAGAGAAGGUGGAUAUUUGGUCUUUUGGUGUUGUGCUGUGGGAAAUGCUGACAGGAGAGGUGCCCUACAAAGACGUGGACUCCUCGGCUAUCAUCUGGGGAGUGGGCAACAACAGCCUGCAGCUGCCCGUCCCUGACAGCUGUCCUGAUAGCUUCAAACUGCUCUUGAGGCAAUCCUGGAACUGCAAACCAAGAAACAGACCUUCCUUUAGACAGAUUCUCCUGCAUCUGGACAUUGCUUCAGCAGACAUCUUGUCCACCCCACAAGAAACGUACUUCCAGUCGCAGGCGGAGUGGAGGGACGAGGUCAGGCACCACUUUGAGAAGAUCAAGUCCGAGGGCACGUGUCUUCAUAGACUGGAUGAGGAGCUCAUCAAACGACGCAGGGAGGAACUGAGACAUGCCCUGGACAUCCGGGAGCACUACGAGAGGAAGUUGGAGAGAGCUAACAAUCUCUACAUGGAGCUCAACGCUAUCAUGCUGCAGCUGGAGAUCAAGGAGAAGGAGCUGCUCAAGAGAGAACAGUCGCUGGACAAGAAGUACCCAGGCUGCUUCAAGCACCACAGCUCCAGACAAUCAGCCUCCUCCAACUCCAUGGAGAAACUCAUGAAGAAACGCAACGUGCCUCAGAAGUUGCCAUCACACAGCAAGAGGCCGGACCUGCUGAAGUCAGAGGUCAUUCUCCCCAAACUGGACUCCUCCAUGACCCAGGUCACAAUACCCACCAAGGGCUCCACGUCCCCCGGCCGCUCCCGCCGAGGGAAACCUCGCUACAGGAAAGCGGGCAAAGGCAGCAGCGGUGACCUGGCUCAGCUGAAAGCCACCCUCUCUUCUUCUUUGGCCAUGAUCAGCGCCACCUCGUCUGUCCCCAGCAGCAAGCAGCGCCUCGACCCCAGUGCCGCCCUCAGAGGCCUGCAGCACGACCUGCUGCUCAAGAAGAUGUCCUCCUCAAGCCCUGAUCUCAUUACCACCACAUUGGAAGCCGAGGGCAGGAGGAAGGGGCAGAUGAGGCCCGGCCUGGACCGAGCGGGCAGUCAGAGCGCCUCAGCCGGCUUGGAAGAAGACACGGGGACCGCUGGGCUGAAGGCGGGACCGGAUGUGAGCGUAGGGACGGACGAAUUGGCGGAAACUCCUCCGCGCAGCGACACGCCCAGCGAAGAUGCCGCCUCAAUCCCAUUCUCCAGCAGCCCCGACUCUCCGUGCGGAAGGGGCGCGGCCGCGGGGAGGGCCUCAGUGACGGUGGGAAGCCCUCGUGUUCCUCAGGAUGGCGAGGAGAAGGAGGAAGGGAUGGUGAUUACACGUUCGCCUAGGAGUCAGCGCCUCACGCCUUCGGCAUUGCUGUACAGGGCGGCGGUCACUCGCAGCCAGAGACGUGGAGUGUCGUCAGAAGAAGAGGAAGGGGAGGUGGACAGUGAAGUGGAGCUGCCCAGAAGAUGGAGGCCCGUGAGCAUGAGCAAAUGCCAGUCGCUGUCCACGUUCAGCUCGGAGAACCUGUCCGUGUCGGAUGGCGAGGAGGGCAACACCACCGACCAUUCGCACAGCGGCACGCCCGACGUGGUCAGCACCAACACCGAUGAGCGCCUGGACGACAAGAGCGACGACCUGCUCUCCCAGGGCUCCGAGAUUCCUGCCGACCCAUCCGACCCGACCCAGCUGGCCUCGGACGGUUUGUCUGAAAAGGAAGCUGCCAUCCGCCACGUCAAGACCCAACUGGCCGGGCAUGAGCUCAACUACGAGGCUUUAUACGACGACUCAGACUGCGACAGCGCCGAGUUAGACCACUCAGGCAUCGCGGAGCCCAGCCAGACAUCAACGAACUGGUGAAAACAAACAUGCACUGACAAGUGGACGAGGUCAGUGAAUGCCUCGUGUACAGACGAAGUGAACAAUCUAUGUGAGCGGACAGAACAACUCAUCAGGUUUCCUUCCUCGAUAUGUGUGUGUGUGUGUCAUUUUGUAACUGUGUCAUGUGAUCAUUCUGAGAUCCAAUCAGGGCUUUUUUUUUUUUUAUUGUUAUGAUGGAAGAUUGAUUUUAGUGUCAUAGCCUGUGAAAACAAGAUGCACUUAUUUAUUGUGUUGCAGCAAAGAAUGUUUACAUUGUCGAUGUUUUGGCGUGAGAUUGUAUCAUUUCAAGGUGCUGACGUUUCUACAUGAAGCUUUUUGUGUGUUUUUUUAUUGUUAUUUAUUGCGAGAUGAAUGUAUAUUGGUGCGGAGGAAGGAAGAAAGGAAGGAAGGAAGUAAGGGAGGGAGGGAGCUACGUGAAACAAACAAGAAGCAAUAUAUCCGUUUGUGUCCUGUCACUCACUGUUUGCAGCCUCGCAUUGAAAUGAAAUGUUUUUCAUAAGCAAGCUGGUGUAUAUAAGUCUUGUUUUUUUUUUAUUUAUGAAAGAGCAUGCUUGUGGAAAUAUUGUAUAUGCUAUUGAAUAUUUUAUGGUUGAGUCGCAACCCACUGAGGGACCGUUAACA
This is a messenger RNA of Doryrhamphus excisus (bluestripe pipefish), 3830 nucleotides long. RefSeq names its product mitogen-activated protein kinase kinase kinase 12-like. Gene Ontology annotation, biological process: JNK cascade; protein autophosphorylation. The record is from RefSeq and is a predicted model, not a curated record. Gene Ontology annotation, cellular component: cytoplasm. Gene Ontology annotation, molecular function: MAP kinase kinase kinase activity; ATP binding. Lineage: Eukaryota; Metazoa; Chordata; Actinopteri; Syngnathiformes; Syngnathidae.